This is a messenger RNA of Dentiscutata heterogama, 353 nucleotides long. Lineage: Eukaryota; Fungi; Glomeromycota; Glomeromycetes; Diversisporales; Gigasporaceae. The record is from the annotation of a GenBank genome assembly.
AUGGCUUCCAAGCAAUUCACUCUCGAAGAACUCGCUGACCACAACAGCAAGAAAUCGUUGUAUAUUUCAAUCAAAGGCAAAGUUUAUGAUGUAACAAAAUUCAUUGACGAGGCAGGUUUAGAGCAUUUAGGAUUCUGCAUAUUUAACUUUUGUUCGCUACACCCCGGAGGCGAAGAAGUCCUUCUUGAUGAAGCAGGUCGGGAUGCUACAGAGGCAUUUGAAGAUGUUGGACAUUCCGACGAAGCUAUUGAAAUCUUAAAAGGGUUAGAAAUUGGUGAAUUGAAAGAUGGAGUCCCGCCACCUGUACCAAAACCCACUCCAAAACGUAUACCACAACCAAAAGAGGAAUCCAG